Scophthalmus maximus (turbot) is the source of this 2582-nucleotide messenger RNA. RefSeq names its product 5-hydroxytryptamine receptor 4 (gene htr4). The record is from RefSeq and is a predicted model, not a curated record. NCBI's taxonomy places the organism in Eukaryota, Metazoa, Chordata, Actinopteri, Pleuronectiformes, Scophthalmidae. Gene Ontology annotation, cellular component: plasma membrane. Gene Ontology annotation, molecular function: G protein-coupled serotonin receptor activity. The transcript has 8 exons. The coding region runs from base 842 to 1993 and encodes 383 amino acids. Gene Ontology annotation, biological process: adenylate cyclase-activating adrenergic receptor signaling pathway; chemical synaptic transmission; regulation of appetite.
GUGUUAUUGAGUGUUCUGACAUUCAGUUCACGCCAAUAUCUGAACAAAAUACCAGAGGAUUUUUUUCCCUCCCACUCAGUUUCUCUUAUUUUCUUUUCUCCAGAAUCACAUCUUGGAGCGACGGUUAAAGAUCAUUUUUUAUGUCUGCGACUUGAAGCCACAGUGGACGAGGCAUUGUGCUCACACUCUUCAGUCCGGUCGUCACCACGACUCGGCUGCUCACCGCGUCCGUGUUGACCAUAGAAGACCAAACGUGGACGGAAACUGUUGACGCAGGAAGGAAGGCGUCGAAGUCAAACUUCCUGACAAGUCAGAAAUUUAUCGGAACGUCCGACGGCUCGCUCCCCCUGAACACUGCACGGCAAACUCUAAAGACGGAAGGUCCUCCCUGGUACAUACGAUAAAACUCUGCACAGAAGCUCCACCUCUCUGUAGUGAAAACUUUGUCUUUAUAAGUGAAUACGAGUUCAACUGAAAAGAGCCACCGUCCUCACAGAUAGAAUGAAAGCUCUUCCUUAUGAACGUACACUUGCGUGGAUUGAAGCACGCAUGUGAAAGCUCGUGCAGAUUAUUGAAAGACGGUUUGUCUGCCCAAUAAAACAUCCCAAGUAUCCGUUUGAUUCUGCAAAGCUAUUUCCUGGUUCGUCCUCUGACUCACUGUCCACACAGUGCAAAGGGCGCUCACCACAGACGAUUCACACGAUUCAAACUCCCGUUUGUGGUUCUGACUUCACGUCCAGGGGUUUCGGUCACUUGGGAUAAAACUCUGCAAAUUGCUUGACGCUCACCGGGUCCGUCGACUUGUUGGACUCUCGGCAGUGAAAUCGGGACUCAUGGUCACAUGACUGUCAGCGCUGCAGGCCAGAUGCCGGCGAUGGAGGAACUUGUCAGUGAGAGCGACAGCAUGCCAAAGCGGCUGGCCCUGAUCUGCUUCCUGUCUCUGGUCAUGCUGAUGAGCAUCCUGGGAAACCUGCUGGUCAUGGUGGCCGUCUGCAAGGACAGACAACUCAGGAAAAUCAAGACCAACUACUUCAUCGUGUCGCUGGCGUUCGCCGACCUGCUGGUGUCGGUGCUGGUGAUGCCGUUCGGCGCCAUCGAGCUGGUCCACCAGCACUGGAUCUACGGCGAGACCUUCUGCCUGGUGCGGACGUCGCUGGACGUCCUGCUCACCACGGCGUCCAUCCUGCACCUGUGCUGCAUCGCCCUGGACAGGUACUACGCCAUCUGCUGCCAGCCGCUGGUCUACCGCAACAAGAUGACGCCGAUGCGAGUGGCUCUGAUGAUCGGCGGCUGCUGGGUCAUUCCCACCUUCAUCUCCUUCCUGCCCAUCAUGCAGGGCUGGAACAGCAUCGGCAUCGACCACCUGAUCGAGCAGAGGCGCCACAGCGACGGCGGCAACUCCACGUCGUGCGUCUUCAUGGUCAACAAGCCGUACGCCCUCACCUGCUCCGUGGUGGCCUUCUACAUCCCCCUGGUGCUCAUGGUGCUGGCCUACCAGAGGAUCUACAUCACGGCGCGCGCGCACGCCCUGCAGAUCAGCAUGCUGCAGCGGGCGGGCGUGGCGGCCUCCUCGGACUCCGCCGACCACCAGCGCAACCACCGCAUGCGCACGGAGACCAAGGCGGCCAAGACGCUGUGCAUCAUCAUGGGCUGCUUCUGCCUGUGCUGGGCGCCGUUCUUCGUCACCAACGUGGUGGACCCCUUCAUAGACUACACCGUGCCGGACAAGCUGUGGGCGGCGUGCCUGUGGCUGGGCUACAUCAACUCCAUGCUCAACCCCAUCCUCUACGCCUUCCUCAACAAGUCCUUCCGCCGUGCCUUCCUCAUCAUCCUGUGCUGCGGGAGGAAGCGGUACCGCCGGCCGUCCAUCCUGGGCCCCGGCGCCCCCUGCACCGCCACGCAGAUCAACGGGUCCACGCAGGUGCUCAAUGGCUGCUCCUCUGCCUCCAAGCUCCUGCUCUGGUUCUGCAACACCAGGCCAGUGCCUGUCUAGCUGCUGUAUGUCUAGGGCGUCUCAAGGCUCCAUCAAGUAUUCCGUGCUCCACAACGGGAGCCACGCGGAGCAGGAGAAGAAGUGUCCGCACACCGAGUCCUGCUUGUGACCGUCGACGACUCCUCGCCCCCCCCCCCCCCCCCCCCCUCGCCCUUCCUCACAUCCGGAGCUGAAGCCCGAGAAACAAGACGCUGGAAUCUGGAAUCUGGAAUCUGGCAAAGCUCCGGAGCCGUCGCAGCGUUUUGGGGAUCGAGGAGGAGGAAUCGCCACGUGGGGGGGUGCAUACCAUUUUUAAAAUGGUAUGCUUGGAACAGAACUGGUUCUCUCUCUCUCUGUUCAAGAACAGGACUGCGAUCCGGCCGGUCGCUCCCCGUAAAGCUCCAGCUCGUCUCGACGGAGAACCGCCGGCUUUCUGAGGGAGAAGUUCACAGCACGAGAUGCGAUGAAUGACUCUGUGUCGGGCGGGGAAGUGAAUCACGUUGCCAAAGCUAUUUGAUAUUACACAAAGUGGACCUAUGUCUGACAAUUGUACCUGAGGCUCCCCUCCCCUUCCCUUCCCUUCCCUUCCCUCCCCUCCCCUCCCCUCCCC